GUGCGAGGCUCCCGCCCCGCCCUCCGUGCCUGAGGCGAUGGCGGCCCUCGGAGACCGUCCCCGCUCAGCCCCCGGGGGCUGAAAGCUCCUCGCACACGAGGACACAGGGAAGGGACGGCCCAGAGGAGCAGCGGACGCUCGCAUCUUGGUACGGCUGUGCUGAAGGUUGUCCAUCUCUGCCUGCAGAAACGGCUCCUGCCCUGACCAAACAGGAGAGAUCUCUGGAGUUGCCGAAGCGGGCCAGGAGCCAGUUUUCAUUUCCCGGUGACUUUCCCUACGGGCCGCUCACAGCCUGCCGGGCUCCCAUCUCCCUUCGCGCAGGAGUUUGGCAGAGUUGCUAUGACGACUCGGCCCUGGUGUGCACAGCUGCAGCACCCAGCCCGCACCGCUCUCCGAGCGCAGCUGAAAACACAAUGCCUGUUGUGAAAUACCCCAGGGCUGUAGAGCCUCUCUGGCAUGAAUGGGACUGGAAGGCACAGAAAUGUGGAUUAAGACAUACGGUCUAUGCUGUAAAUGGGGAUCAGUACACUGGAGAAUGGUUGGACAACUUGAAGCAUGGUAAAGGCACCCAGAUCUGGAAGCGCACCGGCGCUAUUUACAGCGGUGACUGGAAGUUUGGGAAGCGGGACGGGUAUGGCUCAUACAGCAUUCCUGACCCCGUGACCAAGGAAUACAAGAAAGUGUACACAGGCUGGUGGAAAAACGACAAAAAAUGUGGCUACGGGACGAUGUUCUACCCCAGCGGGGAGCACUACGAGGGCGAGUGGAGCGGCGGGCUGAGGAGCGGCUGGGGUCGGAUGUGCUACGGGGACGGCUCCGUCUACGAGGGGCAGUGGCUGGCGGGCCAGCCAGGCGGGCAGGGGAUGCUGUGCCUGUCAAAUGAAAAUCGGUAUGAAGGAGGUUGGAAAGAUGGAAAGAAGCACGGCCCAGGACGAUUCUUCUACCUGGAUAAGGGACAAUUGCUUGAAGGCAUCUGGGUGGCAGACAUACCAAAAUGUGGGAUUAUGACUGACUUUGGCCGAGACGAAGCUCCUGCCCCUACUCAGUAUCCAAUCCCAAAGAUUGAACUAGCCGAUCCAGAUGCUGUCUUAGCAGAGGCCCAAGUGAUGCCUGAUGACAACCAAAACUAAUAACCAGAUGUUGAAGAAAAAGAGAUGCAAGAUAAGAACAGGAAAGCCCGACAUCGAGCACCGGCUCUGCUCCUGUGCCAGCCCACAGCCCUGUGCUGGCUGCUCCGCCUGCACUGAGGGGCGAGGACCAUGUGGAGCUGCCAGCACCAAUAAGUGUCACCUACAAGAACACGAAGGAAGGUGGCACUGCAGCCACCUGGUGAAAACUGCACUGUGGGAGAGUGUGUAAUUAGUUCACCUGACUUAAACUGCGCUUCUGAGUAUCACAUCUUGUUCACAGUUCAAGUGGUCCCUUGACUCUUCACAUUUUCUCAGCUAGAAGAUAACCUACUUUGCUACUUAAACACUCAGAGUAACAAAACAUGCCUAGGAUCAAGGUGUAAGCAGUGCUGAUGGGAGGAAAACCAUGCUGCCAACAUUAUGCUCCCUAUACCUGUGUGAACAGGAAAUUUCAUCUUUGUAUGACUCAGAUGACUAAUGGCAUACAUGUCGGAGUUCCUCAGAAAUACAGUUAGGAUUAGCACAAUAUAGCCACAGAGAUAAUGGAUGUAGAGAAAAACAUUUUUUAGGUAUCUAGGUAACAAAUAAUGAGCAGCAACCGAGCAUAUUUUAUUUCAUUAUAUGAAGUGAUUUUAUAUCUAAAGAAGUGAUAUAUCUAAAGAAGUGAUAUACAACAACUGAUGUUUAAAAUGCUUCAGGUAAAUGCAUAAUACCAUUAGUAUAAAUAAAACCAAAACUUUAUGUGCACUCUUUAACAUUUAGAGCCACGCGGUUGGGUCUGGUUACUGCCUCUGGCACACAGUUAUGAGAGAGUGCCCAAGGUAUGACUUUCAUGACCAUUUCCAGAGCUGGAAAAUGAGAGAAACACACCUGAUAUCAGAGAUUAAAUUCCAGAAAAUAGUUAGAAAAGCAGCUGUUGUAACAACUCCAUUAGCUCAAAACUUACAGCAUGAGAAAAUUAAGAAGUUUUUAAUUUUGUAUUUCCUAAACAAAACACUUCCCUGUCACUUUUUAAAAGAUCUGCAAGAUAAAAAGAAAUUCAGCAACUUAUCAAGGACAGAAAAUAAUUUUACAAAAUAAGCUUGGAAAACAUUUUCUGGACUUACAUUCAAAAUAAUGUUAGAACUUUAAAAUGCAUAACUUACAGACAGAAGUGUAUUGUUUAAGCCAUUUGUUCUAGUAUGAAUAUUGAGUCAGAUCUGCUUCCUUUACUGAGUCUCCCUUCCCAAUAUGGGAUUGGUAUUUCAUGGAAGGAUGGGCAAAUACAUUUUGUGCCUACUGCAAAGAUUUCAUGUUUUGGAAUGCUGUUGCAUUUAAUGCCUUUACUAUUUAAUCUUUUCAGUGCUCUAUGAAUUAAUACCUGAGGAACUCUAGUCACAAUUCUCACCAUCAGAUUUACACCAGUAAUAGAAUAUUUAUACCUGAAACACAAAAUAACGGCAGAGCUACAGAAAAUCCUGCCUGGCUCCUGUACGCCAGGAGGACUUGUGAAAUUGGCAAGUGGAAAGUUGUUUUCUGUGUGGACAGAGAAUAACCCAGCAAGAAAGCUGCUGAGAAAACGCCAAGUCCUUUUUUAAUGGUUAGUUUUCAGAACACAAAACGCACCGCGGGUAGCCUUGUCAACACUUCACACUGCAGCAGUGCUGACACAAGGGAUCAGUCCCAGUCGCUUCAGUGGGCUGCUUCCCUGGUAAACAUCACGCUCUGCCACCCACCCUGUCGACACAUCCCAUGGUUUGUAAGUACAUCGGGAUAACCUGAGAUGGAGGUUGGAUAUAAGAGACCACAUCCAGCCCAGGCUCAGUCAGGUACAGCUCCCUGUAACCCAUCUGGGUUUAAAAAAAGAAAAACACCACAGGUUUAUAUUCCACAGUGUUAGCUACAGUAUGGGGUCAAGUUUUGUUCCAAUAGAUUUGAAACCUGUUUGUCUUAAAAAAAAAAUGGCUUUUACUCAGUGCUUUUACCCAUUAAAGCCCAAAGCUUCUCCAUACAAGAACUGCAUUCCAGAAAAUCCACUUCCAGACAUAGCUGGAAUUACUGAAGCAGCACAGCACAGCUGCUGCAUCUUUCUUGGACACACCUCUUACCUAAGAAGCAAAAGCUUCCAUUUGGCCUCGUAAGGAAGAAAACAGAAAAAUGACACUGUAGCCUAUCACAGAUGCGUGUCUGAAAGUAAGCAGCAAUGUUAAUUACAAAUAAUCUACUUUCAUAAAUAAAUUGACAUAGAGAAAAUUAGUCUUCCAGAUCCUUUGGAAGCAAAAAAUGUCUGAAGUUAUUACAUACAACAACACUUCAGCAAGCAGAAGACUUUUUCUAAACAAGGAAGACCAAGGCAUAGCUAAUUACUUGGGAAUCCAAUGCAGAGAAAGCACCUUUUGCUGCUUGUGUCUGAGGGUUUAUUAAAAAAUAUAUAUAUUUUUUAUAUAAAAGUAUAAAAUAAUUACUACUUUGGCUUGGAAAAAACAGCAGUGGUUCUGAUUUUCAAGCAAAAUUUAUCCAGUGAUAAUUUCCAUCUAGUUCCUCCUUUUUUUAAAAAAAGAUUCCUAAAUGGAAAACAGGCAAUUCUAUCUCUUCAGAUCAUACAAUACGUGCCAGCUCACGAGAACUUUAGAACAGUUAUUGCUUUUAUUUUCUUCCAAAGAAGAGUAUAGUAGUCUCAUUCCUACUCAUGUGGCUAUACCACAUCACAGUAGGACUAGUCAUGGGUGUUUAGCAAGUUAUAAAAUGUGUAACUGCCAUAGGAAAAGGCGCUGGAGAAAUCAGUGAAGUAUUAAUUACUUGGCAGCAAAACAUACUGGGGAAGGUGGUGGGAAAGCUUUCACUUCUACCAUCUGUCAGGCUUUCCAGAGAGAACAGCGCUAGCACUGAAACCAAGUGCUAAUUGCUGCAUAUCCCAAGUAAUUUGUAUCAUGCCAUGCAACAUGGAUUGGACAAGCAGUAUCUUCUAGUAAAUGCCAGCAUC
Messenger RNA from Cygnus atratus (black swan), 4092 nucleotides. RefSeq names its product MORN repeat containing 3 (gene MORN3). The transcript has 9 exons. Bases 414 to 1130 code for a protein of 238 amino acids. The record is from RefSeq and is a predicted model, not a curated record. NCBI's taxonomy places the organism in Eukaryota, Metazoa, Chordata, Aves, Anseriformes, Anatidae.